This is a messenger RNA of Lolium rigidum, 406 nucleotides long. RefSeq names its product ubiquitin-like protein ATG12. The coding region runs from base 74 to 352 and encodes 92 amino acids. NCBI's taxonomy places the organism in Eukaryota, Viridiplantae, Streptophyta, Magnoliopsida, Poales, Poaceae. Gene Ontology annotation, biological process: autophagosome assembly; nucleophagy; C-terminal protein lipidation. Gene Ontology annotation, cellular component: cytoplasm; phagophore assembly site membrane; Atg12-Atg5-Atg16 complex. The record is from RefSeq and is a predicted model, not a curated record. The transcript is spliced from 5 exons.
ACGAGGGUCUCGCCGCAAAUUUGCUCCCGCUUCCUUCCUUCCUUCCUGCCGCCGUUCUCGUUCUCCUUCGGCGAUGGCCGCCGAUCCCAACCAGAAGAAAGUCGUGGUGAACUUCCAGUCGGUCGCCAACGCGCCGAAGCUGCGGCAGUCCAAGUUCAAGAUUGGUGGGAAUGAGAAAUUUGCCAAGGUGAUUGAAUUUCUUCGCGUCAAAUUCACCAGGACACAGUGUUUCUCUAAUGUGAACAGUGCAUUUUCACCGAACCCAGAUGAGUUGAUAAUUGAUUUAUACAAUAACUUUGGAAUUGAUGGGCAGCUGGUGGUCAAUUACGCAUCAUCGUUGGCAUGGGGUUAAAAGCUGUACCUGCUGGAUAUUAGCUUCAGCAAGCGUGUGAACCCCUUUCUCUAG